AUGCCUGGUGAUGCUCGCAAGAAAGGGGGAUCCUACUCCACCAACCCGAGCACUGUGCGUAUUCGCGCAUACGAGGCCAACUUAAGCCCUGACAGGCUGGCCCUUCGAAAGGCCAAAUUCUCCGAGUACCGUUCCCUCCGGGAGGCAUGUCUCCGCGCCUCUGAGAAGGAUGAAUACAAGUCAGAAACCACCCGCGAUGGCAAACUUCAUCUACUCAGUGUAGCCUGCCAUAACAAAAUUGCCGAACGGAAGGCUGUCAACAGAUAUAUGUGUGGCACCAACAUUAAUGAAUACGUCAUACGCUUCCAUGACAGUCGAUGGGAGAAACGCCUCAAGGCGGCCAGCAACCCUGAGAAUGCAGCAGGUGACAUUGCCGGCGAUUAUCAAGUUGAGAACCCCAAUGUUGAGGAACUCCAUGCCACUAUUGCCGAACAGGAAGAGACCAUCAUGAAGCUUCUCGAAUCUCGGAAAGCCAUCACUGAGCAGCUCAACUUGGUCACUGACCAGGUUUCGCAUCUUUCCGAAGUCGCCAUCAUCCAGCAGACACGACUUGAUACUGUCGAGGCCAAGGCUCAGAAGGAUCGAGAGGCUUUCAAAUCGGUUUUGGCGGUACUUGCAGAGUUUGAAGUUUGA
Colletotrichum truncatum is the source of this 633-nucleotide messenger RNA. RefSeq lists its product as uncharacterized. Lineage: Eukaryota; Fungi; Ascomycota; Sordariomycetes; Glomerellales; Glomerellaceae. The record is from RefSeq and is a predicted model, not a curated record.